Acipenser ruthenus (sterlet) is the source of this 4078-nucleotide messenger RNA. Its product is annotated as retinoic acid receptor beta-like. The transcript has 8 exons. Gene Ontology annotation, molecular function: RNA polymerase II cis-regulatory region sequence-specific DNA binding; zinc ion binding; nuclear receptor activity. Gene Ontology annotation, biological process: cellular response to corticotropin-releasing hormone stimulus; retinoic acid receptor signaling pathway; regulation of transcription by RNA polymerase II. The record is from RefSeq and is a predicted model, not a curated record. Gene Ontology annotation, cellular component: nucleus; transcription regulator complex. The coding region runs from base 519 to 1874 and encodes 451 amino acids. NCBI's taxonomy places the organism in Eukaryota, Metazoa, Chordata, Actinopteri, Acipenseriformes, Acipenseridae.
AGCAGCCUGGGAAGGGUUCAUUGAAAGUUCACUCGCAUAUAUUAGGCAAUUCAAUCUUUCAUUCUCUGUGACAAAACUAGUAGGAAGUGAGCGGCAUGGAGGCAGAACAAACCAUUCGUCAAUAAAGGGGAGAGUGGAUUUUUAAAAUGUAAACCCUUUUGUUUUUAAACAUCUCUUUGUCGUCUGUCGCAAUUUGAAAUAGAUUAUUUUGUAUCUGAUAAUUCAGAAGGCUCACAGUGCGAUAUUUGGGGGGGUAAAUCGUCGGAUUCAGUUCAGAAAAAUCAUGGAUGCCCCUUUUUAUUUGGUAUCUGGGUUGCUUGGAAAUGGUAAAUGAUGAUUUGGAUCAAUUACAGGCUUUUAGCUGUGUUGUCUGUCAUAAUUCAUGAUUCUAGUCUGGGAAAAAGACCAAGACUUUACGUGCCAAAAAAGGGGCAGAGUUUGAUGGAGUUGGGUCCACUUUUACAUGCCAUUUUCCUCUACAUCUAAAGGAUAAGCACUUUCUCAGAGUCUGCAGGCUCAUGAUGUUUGACUGUAUGGAUGUUCUAACAGUGAGCCCUGGGCAAAUGCUGGAUUUCUACACUACAAGCCCUUCUUCAUGCAUGCUCCAGGAAAAAGCUAUUAAAGCAUGUUUCAAUGGACUGGCACAAACAGACUGGCAGCACCGACGCAGCGCUCAGUCUAUUGAAACACAGAGCACCAGUUCUGAAGAACUGGUGCCAAGCCCCCCUUCCCCACUGCCUCCGCCCAGAGUUUACAAGCCUUGUUUCGUCUGUCAAGACAAGUCGUCCGGCUACCACUAUGGAGUCAGUGCAUGCGAGGGGUGUAAGGGUUUUUUCCGCAGAAGUAUUCAGAAAAACAUGAUUUAUACGUGUCACAGAGAUAAAAACUGUGUUAUUAACAAGGUCACAAGAAAUCGAUGCCAGUACUGUCGGCUGCAGAGGUGCUUCGAAGCGGGCAUGUCCAAAGAAUCUGUUCGAAACGACAGGAACAAAAAGAAGAAAGAGACGGCGAAGCCAGAGUGCCCGGAGAGCUGUGAACUGACAGCCGAGUUAGAGAGCCUCAUUGAGAAGAUUCGUAAGGCUCAUCAGGAAACAUUCCCUUCCCUCUGCCAGCUGGGUAAAUACACCACAAAUUCAAGUGCAGAUCAUCGUGUACGAUUAGACCUCGGAUUAUGGGACAAAUUCAGUGAACUGGCCACAAAGUGCAUUAUUAAAAUAGUGGAGUUUGCAAAAAAAGUGCCUGGCUUCACAGGACUGACCAUCGCAGACCAAAUAACUCUACUUAAAGCUGCCUGUCUAGAUAUCCUGAUUCUGAGAAUCUGCACGAGAUACACCCCUGACAAGGACACAAUGACCUUUUCUGACGGCCUUACGCUGAACCGAACACAGAUGCACAACGCAGGAUUCGGCCCUCUCACAGACCUCGUCUUCACGUUUGCCAAUCAGCUCCUGCCUUUAGAGAUGGACGACACGGAGACGGGACUGCUCAGUGCCACCUGUCUUAUUUCUGGAGACCGACAAGAUCUUGAGGAACCAGCAAAAGUUGAUAAGCUGCAGGAACCACUUCUGGAAGCAUUAAAGAUUUAUAUAAGAAAGCGGAGACCUAGUAAACCACACAUGUUUCCAAAGAUUUUAAUGAAAAUUACAGAUCUGCGCAGCAUCAGUGCAAAAGGUGCAGAACGUGUUAUAACACUAAAAUUGGAAAUUCCAGGAUCAAUGCCUCCACUAAUCCAGGAGAUGCUUGAAAACUCAGAAGGACAAGAUGCACAAGGUGCUGAUGAAAAGGAAAGUACAAACAAAAGCGAACAGAGCGGCAGCUCAUCUCCAGGAUCAGAAGACAGCGGCCCCAUCAGUCAGCCUGCAGCGGCACAAUAGAACUAUUAAACAAUUUUAGACAUCCCCUUACAAAAUACAGGAGGAACAGGCAAAGCAAGAAGCAUUUUCAUAGAUGCUUUGCCUUUGUGUUUUUUUUUGCAACACUAAGGCCUAAAAGGACCAGUUCUUUGCAUACAAUUCCAAUUAAGCUCUUAACUUUUUUUGGACUUCAGUCUAUAUAUCCUUGAAUUUUAAAAGUUCCAUUGGUAAAACUACCUAAACUGGUUUUAAAACGUCAGGGUUACAUUAUUUAAUUUCACAAUUGCAUGGUUCAGAGCUUGGCAAGUGGUUCAAUUCUUUACUUGUUGACAUGCAUUGUACAUAUCAUUGUAUGGUUAAAUCUUUGUUACUAUACUGGAUUUGUGGUGCUUUUUCAUUGCCUUAAAUAUGUUUUAAGGCAAGACAUCAAGAUAUAAAAUGGGCUUAUUAAAUCCUAAAAACAUAUAGAAUGUUCUGACUUAGGUUAGUAUGGAAGUCUAUUUUAUAUCUGUUCAUAUAUUUAAGGUGUAUCUAUUUUGUACUGUUUAUUCCCCCAUAAAAAACAUGAUAGCCCCGACCCUUCAAUAUCAAUAUAAACUGCCAAUUCCGUUAAACAGGUCAAAGAAAUUGUCAGUCAUUGUAAGUAAAAUGGUUCACAUCUUUUUAAACAUGUGAGAAGCUCAAAGAAAGAAUAUUACACAUAUUUUGCAGUAAAGAUAGCCUCCAAGGCAAAUCACUGUUCAGUGUUACAAUGUUGUUUUGUUUGCCUGUGUCAUGUUGAGCCAGUUAGAUAAUGUAUGUAAUUGGCUGACUCAGUGAAUCACCAUGCAGCACUGUUGUAGAGUUGUGUUCCUAGAUAAUCUUAAUUAGGGGUUUUAAUCGAUUAAUCAGACCUGUGGGUGAUUAAAAAAAUAAUUGAUCGAUUAAUCUUGUCUACCUGAGUGCGCAAAAAAGAGAUUUUGAAAAAUGGCAGAAGGUACCAAAUAUAAUCUACUCAACUCUGCCUUUACUUUACAAGGGAUAAUGGGAUAUAAAGAGAGCUCCAGGGCAAUUUUUCUAUUGUCUAUGGAGAGGGGUCGGAUUGGGCUGACUUUCUCAGUGUCUAAAAUAUUUUAAAACUUUUGAAAAUCUGUUUCACUGUUGCCCAGGGUCCAACUAAAUGAACCUGGUGAAUGAUAAAUUGAUAAGAAAAAUGUACUUUUCUGAAUACAGUCCUUCAUCCGCGCCUGCUUAGUUAAGAUCACGUUUUCUAGUGCUGUGUAAAACUGUUCUGUGAUUGCAGUGUCAUAUUUACCUAUAGCAAAAUAUUUUACUUACUAGUUGUAUGGUAAUAAGCAUUACAUUUUGCUGUACCAAUGCAAAUUUACUUAAGCUACUGCAGUUGCUAUUUUUAAUAUGAUCGUAGUGAAAUAUAUAGCUUGAUUGAUACCUGAAUUCACAAUUCUCUUAUUUAAUUAUAUAAAAACUUCUCCAAUACAGUUUACUUAAAUAAAUAUUGCAAAACUAAUCAAUUAAUAAGGGUCUUUGUUUUGACAUGAAAUUUGAAAAAUUAACGUUUUAUAAUUGCAUCUGCUGUGCAAAGCUCUAAUCUCCACUUUCUGCCCAUGUGCCAUCUCUGGUACUGCAUUCAGAAAAGUGCAUUUUUCGUUUCAAUUACAGUAUGUCAUCAUUAACAUGUGUUGUUUUUUGUCAAGACACCCCGGGCAAGAGUAAAACAGACUAAACAUUGAUAAAAUCAGUUCAAAGCAGCUCUGUCCGACACCGCUCCAUUGACUCAAUAGAAAAACUUGUCCCAAGCUCUUUUUAUAUCCCAUAACCCUUUGUUGAGUAUCUUGGAAAUAUAGAAGAUCUUUGGUACUUCUAAAGACCUUGGUAAAAGGGCAACUGGAAGGUAUACCAAAUAUUUCACAAUAUCUUAAAAUGCAGAAAAAAAGACUGCAACUUGCAACAUUUGUGCAUCGGUGUUUUCCUUUCACAGCCGUACUAAAAUUUGCAAAUAUUUUCAGACUGUCAAAAAAACUUGUAUGUACAUACAUGUAUAUUAAACAUUAGCUGGCAUUAUGAAACAUCUGCAGUAAAUAGCAUUAUGUUAAUUUGUAUUUCUCUUUCAAUACAAUUCAUAUCACUAGCAAACAGGUGUGAUUAAUUGAUAGUACAGCAGAUGAUUAAUCGAUCAGUAGAAAAUGUCAAGAUUAAAACCCCUACUUUUAAAUUAUUUUAGACCU